Molecule: messenger RNA, 1503 nt
Organism: Cornus florida
Lineage: Eukaryota; Viridiplantae; Streptophyta; Magnoliopsida; Cornales; Cornaceae
Product: serine/threonine-protein phosphatase PP2A-2 catalytic subunit-like
Exons: 11
Coding region: 213-1154 (313 amino acids)
Biological process (GO): peptidyl-serine dephosphorylation; mitotic cell cycle
Cellular component (GO): cytosol
Molecular function (GO): protein serine/threonine phosphatase activity
Source: RefSeq, a predicted model, not a curated record
ACGAGGGUUUCUCUCUCUUUGGUUUUACACCACCUCUUCGCUCGCAUCACCGCGAGCUGCCUCUCUCCUCUCUCUCUCUCCGUGCAGAUCACACAGUAGUCAGAAUCUAGGGUCAGGUUUAGAGUUUAGACAAUAUUUCGUGCUAUUGAUUCAAUAUAGAUCAAAGUUGUGUACCGAACUAGGGUUUAUUUAUUGGUGUGUAUGAGAAGAAGAUGAGUGUGGAUCUGGUGUCUUCCAACGCACAUGGCAACCUCGACGAGCAGAUUUCACAACUCAUGCAGUGCAAGCCCUUGUCCGAGCCCGAGGUUAGGGUUUUAUGUGAGAAGGCUAAAGAGAUACUAAUGGAAGAGAGUAAUGUUCAGCCUGUAAAAAGCCCCGUGACGAUUUGUGGUGACAUUCAUGGGCAGUUUCACGAUCUUGCUGAACUUUUUCGCAUUGGAGGGAAGUGCCCAGAUACAAAUUACUUGUUCAUGGGAGAUUAUGUUGAUCGUGGGUAUUAUUCAGUUGAAACUGUCACGCUUCUUGUGGCCCUAAAAGUCCGUUUUUCUCAACGAAUAACAAUUCUUAGAGGAAAUCAUGAAAGUCGACAGAUCACUCAAGUUUAUGGGUUUUAUGAUGAAUGCCUACGAAAGUAUGGGAAUGCUAAUGUUUGGAAAAUAUUCACAGAUCUUUUUGAUUAUUUUCCACUGACAGCUUUGGUUGAAUCAGAAAUAUUUUGUCUGCAUGGUGGAUUGUCUCCAUCCAUUGAGACCCUUGAUAAUAUACGUAAUUUUGACCGUGUUCAAGAAGUCCCACAUGAAGGCCCUAUGUGUGAUCUUUUAUGGUCCGACCCAGAUGACCGUUGCGGUUGGGGAAUCUCACCACGUGGUGCUGGAUACACUUUUGGCCAAGACAUAUCUGAGCAGUUUAACCAUACCAACAACCUAAAGCUGAUUGCCAGGGCUCAUCAGCUGGUUAUGGAGGGAUUUAACUGGGGACAUGAACAAAAGGUAGUAACUAUUUUUAGUGCACCCAAUUAUUGUUAUCGAUGCGGGAACAUGGCAUCUAUUUUGGAAGUUGAUGACUGCAAAGGGCACACAUUUAUCCAGUUUGAGCCUGCUCCAAGGAGAGGAGAACCUGAUGUAACGCGAAGAACGCCUGAUUAUUUUCUAUAAAACAAGCUGCUUGAGUUGCUGAGCGGCAGAGGCGACAUGUUGGUUAGGUUUAGGUGGUUGCAGGUUCUUGCUGUGAUUAUUGAUUUUAAAAUUAUUAAUCUUGAGCUGCUAUCCUUUGUUAGUGGUGGGGGGAGGGCCAAAUGGCAUGUAAAAUGGGCAGUGAGUGGCCCCUUUGAUAUAAAUUAUCUUCUCUCUCUUGGUCUUUCUUAAAUCAAGGCCGUGUUUGGGCUGGUGAUGCCGUGAUGUAUCAUUUCAUUUAAAACGUUUGAUGAUGUUCUUAUCUUUCUCUUUAAACAUACUGUAGCUGUAUUUUUUCCUUUUGGCUUCAAUUUAUUCUGUUUUGUUCUUA